AUGACGCGGAUACACCAUGUACACUCUCUAAUCAUCUACACGGCGGACGAGCUCACAAAACGUCUGUUCAGUUCCGAGGAAUGGAAAGAGAUUUGCAGAACCUAUCCUGUACACCUGGAAGAGCUCUCCACCGAGACGCGGGAGUAUCUUCAGACAUUCCACACGUUUGACAUCCAAGGCAUACACAGGGCAGCUAAUGCUCCUAUCCCAGUCAUCGGUCAAUAUAAGCACGAAAAGCACUGGGAACUACACUGGAUAAGGAAUUCCGUCGUCCAAUGGCUCGGCCUAUAUUCUGAGACGCCUUCGCCCAUGGCGGAGAAGGACAACAGCGAGUCAUUCUGGAGAAAUGACGUGUAUGGGGUUAUCAACUCGCUCAUGAGGGACGUUCCAUACAUGCGCAUGGUGCAUGGAGAGCUAACGGUCAAGGAGUCUGCCCAGCGGAGAAACAUGCAAAAGACAGGCGAUUCAGGCCGCACUGAUCUCGGAUACAAGUGCGACGGGCUCUUCCAGGUUUCAGGACAUCCCAACGCGAAUGUGGGUGUUGUCGAAGCUGGCAAGUCGUUCAACAACAACGUCGAUAAGAAGUACCGUGAGGACUGUGUCAAAAUGACGCGCGAGCUCCAUGAUAUGUUGCGCGUUCGCAUUGCCAACCUUCGUGUUUACAGCCGAGCCAGGGAGCUUACAGUUUUAGGCUAUGUUAUCUCUGAGUGGCCUCGGCUCCCAAACCCCAAGGAACAGAUGAAGGCAAAGCAGGUGCAGAGCGAAGAUGAGCAGGAGGAAGAAAAGAACGAAGAGGUCGAGGAGGAAAGGUAUGAUGAAGAAGACAAGGAGAAAGAGGAGGAGGAGGAAGAGGAGGAAGAAACAGAGUAG
Messenger RNA from Gamsiella multidivaricata, 870 nucleotides. RefSeq lists its product as uncharacterized. Lineage: Eukaryota; Fungi; Mortierellomycota; Mortierellomycetes; Mortierellales; Mortierellaceae. The record is from RefSeq and is a predicted model, not a curated record. The transcript is spliced from 4 exons. The coding region runs from base 1 to 870 and encodes 289 amino acids.